This is a messenger RNA of Diplodia corticola, 1155 nucleotides long. Its product is annotated as d-xylulose reductase a. Lineage: Eukaryota; Fungi; Ascomycota; Dothideomycetes; Botryosphaeriales; Botryosphaeriaceae. The record is from RefSeq and is a predicted model, not a curated record. Bases 1 to 1155 code for a protein of 384 amino acids. The transcript is spliced from 3 exons. Gene Ontology annotation, molecular function: L-iditol 2-dehydrogenase (NAD+) activity; zinc ion binding. Gene Ontology annotation, biological process: D-sorbitol catabolic process.
AUGGCAACAGCAGUAGACACAAGCAACAUGACGAACCCAUCCUUCGUCCUCCAAUCCCUCCACCACGUCCAAAUCGAAGACCGGCCCAUCCCCGCCCUCCGCUCGCCCACCCACGACGUCCUCCUGCACAUCGCGCAGACGGGCAUCUGCGGCAGCGACAUCCACUACUGGCAACGCGGGCGCAUCGGGUCCUUCGUCCUCGACUCGCCCAUCGUCCUCGGCCACGAGUCGUCCGGCACCGUCGUGCGCGCCGGGAGCGGCGUCUCCCCCCACCACCUGCGACCGGGCGACCGCGUGGCCGUCGAGCCGGGCGAGCCGUGCCGGCGGUGCGCGCACUGCCGCGCGGGCGAGUACAACCUGUGCGCGGCCACGAUAUUCGCGGCGACGCCGCCGCACGACGGCACGCUGCAAAAGUUCUUCGCCGUCGCGGCCGACUACUGCUACCGCGUCCCCGCGCACGUCGACAUGGAGGAGGCGGCGCUGGUGGAGCCGGUGGCGGUGGCGGUGCAGGUGUGCAAGACGGCGGGGGUGCCGCUGGGGGGCCGCUCCGUGCUCGUGUUUGGGUGCGGGCCCAUCGGCGUCUUGUGCCAGGCUGUGGCGCGGGCGUACGGCGCGAGCGUCGUGUGUGGCGUUGAUGUGGACGAGUCGCGGCUGGAGCUGGCGCGGGCGUUUGCGGGGAGCGAGACGGUGAUGAAUCCGAGUGUGGGGGAUGAGGGCGGGGAGGGCGGCGCGAGGGAGCCGGUGGAGAGGGCUGAGGUGGCGGCGGGGUUGUUGAAGGAGAGGCUGGGGCUGGGAGAGGGCGCGGAUGUCGUGUUGGAGUGCACCGGGGCGGAGCCGUGUAUACAGGCGGGCGUGUUUGCUGCGAGGAGCGGGGGCGUCUACGUCCAGGCGGGGAUGGGCAAGGAGAAUGUGACGUUCCCCAUCACUACGGCCUGCAUCCGUGGCCUGACCAUCAAGGGCUCCAUCAGGUAUACCGCUGGGUGCUACCCUGCGGCCAUUGACCUCGUUGCCUCUGGCAAGGUGCCUGUGAAGAAGCUGGUGACACACCGCUUCAAGUUUGAGGAGGCCGAGAAGGCGUUCGAGUUGGUAAAGGCGGCAAAAGAAGGAGUGUUCAAAGUGGUCAUUGCCGGCGUGGACCAGCCGCUGCUUGGAUAG